Messenger RNA from Symbiodinium sp. CCMP2456, 918 nucleotides. NCBI's taxonomy places the organism in Eukaryota, Dinophyceae, Suessiales, Symbiodiniaceae. The record is from the annotation of a GenBank genome assembly.
AUGUGGCAGGGCUUGCGUGCGGCAGCUGUUGUAGCUGCCGCUGCAGUUCUGGCAGUCUUCGUUUUUCAUCUCAUAUGGCCUGAAGAGGGCUUGGCCCCGCAGCCGGAAGCUCAAGACGAUCCGAACACGAGCUCUCAAAAACCUCGGAAAGGAAAAGGCGCGGCUGGAAGUUCCUACCCGCGGCUUGAAGCCGAAGAGCACGCACCGGGCGCCCGAGUCUGGACGACCGACGAUCUUGCGCUGCACGACGGUGAGAACCAGAGCAAGCCACUACUCCUGGCCAUCCUGGGAGAAGUCUACGACGUGGGUCCUGGCUCCAGGUUCUACGCUCCUGGACAGGGGUAUUCCGGGAUGGCUGGGAAGGAUGCCAGCAGAGCCAUGAGCAGCGGUAACUUCAAGCAAGAUGCCACUCCGAGCUUACAUGGGUUUUCGAAGGAGCAAGUUGCGGAUGUCAUGCAGUGGCGGUCCUUCUACCGCAAUCACGAGCAGUAUCGCUUUGUGGGCUUCCUUCAAGGCGUGUACUACUCGGAGGAGGGAACUGCGACACCGACCCUUCAGAAUCUCGAGGAGGCCCAGUCCCUCGUCGAGAAGGCGACGAAGGCCAUGACCGCGGCGAGAGAGCGCUUCAAGGCUUGUAACUCCAAGACGAACCAGGGGGAUCCUUACAUGGAGCUUUGGUGUGAUCCUGGGUAUCACGGAGACGGGACAGAGCCGGUUUAUCUAACGGCCUACAUUGCCGAGUCGAAGAAGCAAGAGUCUUGGUGCGCCUGCGCGUCUCCAUCUGCACGAGAGGGGACGGCGAAGACAGCAGACACCGGGAUGACCUUCAAAUUCACAGACUAUCCAGAGUGCAAAGGCAAGUCUCGGUGCCAACGGCCCAAGACCGCGGGUCCUCCAACCGCGCAGCCUGGGAAGUAA